AUGGAUAUAUUGGACUUUGCAAAGAAAUUAAGUGCUGGCAAACAUCAUUCAGCACGUAAUGAUGAUGUAUUUAUUGAUCGACUUAAUCAUAGAUAUACGGUAACAAUGAUUAUAGUAUUUGCAGCUAUUGUUACAACUCAGCAAUAUUUUGGUUCACCUAUAUCAUGUUGGGUGCCUGCUCAAUUUACGGGUGGUUAUGAAAAAUAUGCUAAUGAUAUAUGCUGGAUAAUGAAUACAUAUUAUGUUCCAAUGGAAAAUGAUAUACCACACGUUGAAACAACUCGAUAUGAACGUAUGCUUAAAUAUUAUCAAUGGUCACCAUUUAUUCUUCUAUUUAUGGCACUUUGCUUUUAUUUUCCACGCAUGCUUUGGAGAGCACUAAAUAAUAAAUCAGGUUUAGAUAUAGAAAAAUUAGUUGAUGCAGCUAUGAAACAAGAACAACAAGAUAAUCCAAGUGAAGAACGAAAGAAAACAGUUGACUAUAUUGCCAAUUCGAUACGUGUGUAUAUUGAAAAUCGUUAUACGUCUUCAAAGGUACAUCAUUCUCAUCCGCAACGUUUUCCUCAAAAACUUUUGUAUCCUCUGACAUUUUGGCGUCAUCGUCAUUUAAGUGCAUACAUAGUUCUAUUAUUUACAUUUGUUAAAUUCCUGUUUCUUAUCAAUUCCUUAGUACAAAUAUUUCUUUUAAAUGCUUUUUUGGGUAAUGAAUACCAUUUAUUUGGUUUUGAAGUCAUUGAUAAAUUUAUUCGUGGUCUUGAUUGGGGUGAAUCAAAACGGUUUCCACGUGUUACAUUAUGUGAUUUUCAUAUACGUGAAGUUGGUAUUGUACAUCGUUAUACAGUUCAAUGUGUUUUACCAAUUAAUUUAUUCAACGAAAAAAUCUUCCUUAUACUUUGGUUUUGGAUUUUAAUCUUAGCCGCAUUCAAUAUCGGCGAUUUUAUAUCUUGGCUUUUACGCAUUAUACGUGUUGAUAGUCGUUUUGCUUAUAUACGACGAAAAUUAGCUAUGCGUACUGACUAUAAAGCUAUCAAUAAUAAUGAACCUAGUGGUCUUGAACAAGCAAAAUUGAAUGAAAAAAUGAUAACUAAAGCUUUUGUUCGUGAUUAUUUACAAGAAGAUGGAUGCUUUGCACUUCGACUUUUGGCACGUAAUGGACAAGAUAUUAUUGUAGGCGAAAUAAUUGAUAGUUUAUAUGAAGAUUAUCGUCAAAAAUAUCAUUCUCACCAUAUAAAUUCUGAUCGUUUAAUAACUAAUUCAAAUGUAUUAUCGCAUAUUCCUCAACGCACAACACAAUAUCAACAUACAAUGCCUGCAAAGUCAACAUACGAAACAUCAAAUAAUGAUAUGAAUGGCGAAGUUUAA
Messenger RNA from Rotaria sp. Silwood2, 1362 nucleotides. The record is from the annotation of a GenBank genome assembly. Lineage: Eukaryota; Metazoa; Rotifera; Eurotatoria; Philodinida; Philodinidae.